Hymenoscyphus albidus is the source of this 2174-nucleotide messenger RNA. The record is from the annotation of a GenBank genome assembly. Lineage: Eukaryota; Fungi; Ascomycota; Leotiomycetes; Helotiales; Helotiaceae.
GCAGGAUAUAGAGUGGUGCCCCCCGAGUUUUGGAGGUGGAAGACAGACAUCUUUGUUGUGAUUUUUGGAGUGAAGCUGCAAUUUCGAGAAAUCACCAGUCGAGGCGGAGAUACGGUACCCACAAGCUAGGCCGAGGAUAGAAGGUACCCGUACCCGACAUCAACAAACACACAGCAACAGCUUGCUCGCUGCACAGAUUAUCCGAGCGCCCACUUGCGAUUGACAACAUUGACAAGCUCACUCCACCAUCGCCUCACUCUCGCGCUCGCGCUCCCCUCUUACUCUCACUUCACUUGUGCAGAGCGAGGAUUGAUCACUUCACAUCAACUCCACCCCAGACCCAAGAGAUCCAUUGACGAACACAAUUGAGCGGCUGCUUGUCAUCACCACACUUCAGUAGACUGUUCCUGGGACUGGAGUAUUCACUCUCACUCCACCUUUCUUGGUCGCUUCCUCACCACUUCACCCUCACUCCCACAAUGGCCACUCAUAUGCCAAUGUCGGCUGCCCGACAACCUUUCGCGCCAUUGAAUAGCUCCCGCCUUCAGAAUCUCACCAGCCUGAAGAACCGUCAAAAUGGUAUGUUGACUCUCCGUUUCUACUUUGAACCCCCCUAUUGUCAACACCACAAUCCCCUCGGCGCACCAGGACUCCUUCCCUCGUGCGUCCCUCCACCAUGACACCUCAACUCACACCCCAACCAGCCAUCUCCUCGCCCAUCAAGCGCAAAGCAGCCUCCUUUGACGACGACGCCGAGAAUGUAGACCCCAUCAUCUGGACUUCACCCAAGCGAUCCAAAGCCCAAGAUGGCUCAUCUCAAGACCCCUCCAGCUAUGUCAAGCCCGUCAACUUUUUCCUCACCAAGGCCCCUCCAUCGCCCAACGACUUUGCCUCUCUCAAAAGCACACCCGCUUCACCCAUCCGUCGACCAAUCCUCUCCACGCGUUCACCAGCACCCAAAGUCAACACGGUCUACACGAAAAGCACUCCUCUCUCCGCCCCCGCAGGUCGCUCCCCAACACGAAAGCGCAUUGGAAUCUUGAGCCGUAGAAAGACGCAUGCCCGCGUAGACCCCCCUAAAUUCUCAACACCAUCAGGAUCCGGAUUAGGAUUCAGCAUCGAUGCCGCACUCUCAGGAACCAUUUCUUCGCGUGCUCGUCCAACUCCAGCUUCUGCUCCUUCACUACCAAUGAAAGAAAACGCCCAUCUCAUCCCAACGCUUCACACCCCGGAGCCAAAACCCUCAUGGUCAUUUGAGAUCUACGAAGAUACCCCCGAGGAACUAGCCACCAAUCUCAUGGAACACUCAACUUGCACCCUCGACAUCUCAUCCGACGAAGAAUCCGCCACGCGUCUCCUCGAUGAGCGGGGGAAAGAGAACGUCCCACCCCUCGACGACAUCUCUCAAACACGCGUGCCCCUCACCUCCUCAGCUUCCUCCCUCGACGGCGCAAGUGAACAGAUGUCUGACCUAAAAUCCCGCAUCCGAGCCCGACAUUCACAGCGCAAAAUCGCAGCCGGAGAAAUCGACAUUGACCGCUCACCACUUGGUGAUCUAGCAGCCGAGGAUUUCUACGCGGAAGGAUGUUGUUCAUCUUCAGUUUUCAUCAUCGCUCCCGACGAGACGGCUUCGGACUCGGACUCCGCUCCCGUCGAUGAAAAUUCCGCGCCCGCCAUCCCGGUCGCCGACCUACCUUUCGACUUCAAUUCCGACAUCAAAGGCAAAGGUCGUGAAAUCCCCGAACACGAAGCGAUGCCAUCAAAUCUCACAGUCGACGCUUUGAUGGCAAAAAACGACUAUGAACUCGCACCUAAAGCUCCACUCUUAGAACCCAUCGAGAAGGCCGAGGAAGGGUUCGAGAUCUGGGCUAGUAGCAGUGCGAAGGAUGAGGGUGAAGAUGAAUUAUAACUUCUUCCUCUCUUCUUUCCUCUCUACUUCCCUCUUUUUCUCGACUCGUAUGAAAGCGAAAGGGUGUGACCAGCAUUGUUUACUUUUUGGCGUGAUUGGAUGGAUGGAUGAGCUUCUGACGAAAACGAACGAUUUUGUAAAUGAGGCGUCUCGUGGGUUUGGAUCAGGAUUGGAUGGAUCAUGAUAUCUUGGGGACGUUUCGGAGUAGUAUUCUGCUUUUUUUUCUUUGUUUUGGUAUUUUGGUGUUUUGGCACGCGAGUUGUUU